Molecule: messenger RNA, 1024 nt
Organism: Parastagonospora nodorum SN15
Lineage: Eukaryota; Fungi; Ascomycota; Dothideomycetes; Pleosporales; Phaeosphaeriaceae
Exons: 2
Coding region: 1-960 (319 amino acids)
Biological process (GO): interstrand cross-link repair; recombinational repair
Cellular component (GO): mitochondrial chromosome; mitochondrial nucleoid
Molecular function (GO): single-stranded DNA binding
Source: RefSeq, a predicted model, not a curated record
AUGACAAUGGCGACCACAUCAGCACGCAAGGGCUUUUCUGCUCUCCUCAACGUGUCUGCAUCAUCACGAGCUGCACCUUCCGCAUAUCGGAUAUCGCACCGCAGCAUCUCUUCAACGGCAUCCCGCACAGCUUGGGUUUCUUCCUCCAAAGCUGCACCAGCAAGCACAACCUCAACCGCCAAGCCCUCCUCGACUACAUCCACUGCAGCAACUCCCGCAAAACCAGCCGCUUCAUCUACAACCACAUCAGCCCGAGCAGCAGCAGCAGCAGCCCCCCAACGCACCGUCACCCCAUCCUUCCCCGCCACAGAGCCCCCCGUCCCAACCCACCGCAACAACUCCGCCGACGCCGCUGCCAAUGACGCACGCUCCAAACGCUCGCUCACCGACGGCCUCUCCGACGCCCCUCCCGAAAUCGACGGCGUGCCAGCAAUCGACUGGACGCGCUCGUACCACGGUCUCGGCAGCAUAUCUUUCACGCCCGAGCAGUCAGAAAUCCUUCUCGCGCCCACCGUCCACGAAGACGUCGAGGUCAAGCCCGAUGGCAUAUUAUACUUGCCAGAGAUCAAGUACCGCCGGAUAUUGAACAAGGCGUUUGGGCCGGGAGGCUGGGGGCUGGCACCCCGAGGAGAGAGUAUUGUUACGGGUAAGAUUGUGACAAGGGAGUAUGGAUUGAUUGUGCAGGGGCGCCUCGUAUCCAUAGCCCGCGGCGAGCAGCAAUACUUCGACCCCGACGGUAUUCCGACGGCAACGGAAGGGUGCAAAUCCAAUGCGCUAAUGCGGUGUUGCAAAGACUUGGGUAUUGCGAGUGAAUUGUGGGAUCCCCGGUUUAUUCGCGAGUUUUCGAGCAAGUUGACGAGGGAAGUGUGGGUCGAGCAUGUGAGCACGAAGAAGAAGAGGAAGAUUGUGGUCAGGAAGGACGAUCAGGUCAAAUACCCGUUCAAGGAGGUGAAGGCGUAGAUACAGAUGUGAAUGAAUACAUGAGAUACUAGAGACGGUGUACGUGUAGGAUGUAUAACAUAUA